UUUAUUUUUGACAAUCACGUUUUUUAAAUUUUUUAUUUUGUGUCAAAUUUUUGAGUAUCAAAAUUUUCAAAAUGAUUCGUUUGGUGAAAUCAAUGAAGUAUACACUUAUCAACUCCCUAUAUAGUGCAAAGCGCCAGACUGAGAAAUAUCCUGCAGUUGGUAACAGAAUUUACACAUUUGAGGCCCUUAAUCCAGUACUGCAAAGAAGUGAAGCGCAACCGAUUACUGGUGGACUAUUUGCUCGUUACCUGUGGACAAGGCAAUCUGAUAGUUUUGCGCUUCAGUUGGACGAUCAGAAAUUUAGACGAUUUUGUAAGCUUAUGCCAUCUAUGGACGAAAAAAUAAAUGAGUGUGGCAAAUUUAAGAGGUUAAAUUCCAUGCUGGAAUUAUCUGCAGAAGACAACACAGUAGUUUGGUUUCCUGAAAAAUACAAAGCAUAUCCUAGGGUAUUUAAACCACAAUUACUUGACAAUAAGAAAACUGAUUGGCAUGAGAAUAUUUACCAAUUUUUAUGCGGAUCUAAUGUGGAGAGUACUGAUGCUAUGAUAAAGAUACUUCCAACAACUCUGAGGUGUGAUAAUUUAGCUGAAAUGAGUGAGAGAAACAUUAUUUCGGCCUUUGGAAAUCAACUCCAAUGCAUACUGAGGGAGCCAUCCAAUAAUUUCACAAUUCUCCUUUGCAAAUCUAUCGAAAAAUAUAAUAAAAAAUUAUCUCCCCUAUAUAUUGCUUUUGAUAAUGCAGAUGGAGGGGGAGUUAACAACAAAUUCGUGGAACAUAUUCGAGCUUUGAUUGUUCCGCAUAAUAACGAAAGUUUACGAAUUUUACUUCCAGUCGAAUUGUCUGAAGAGGACCUUUUUAAAAUACUAAAAAUUUACACCAACGUUUGUUCUAGAGAAAAUGGCUUUAUUAACUCCCAGAUAAUUUUUGGAUGCUUUGUAUUUAAGCCUGGUCUGGUGUUGGGGCAUUGAUCCAUAUUUAACUAGAACAAAAAUUUCUUAGGCAAAAACAGUUCAGGAAAAAUGGUUGGGUAUAAAUUUACGUCUUCUUAAAAACAAAAUUAAUACAAAACAUAUUAGCAUUUAAAGAAUAUUAAGAAAACUACUGAUUACUCGUAUUCACCUAUUUGGAAAAAUUUUACAAAUGAAUUUGAAUUGGGGACUAGAGAAUAAUUUUACUUGACUUAUUAAAUUACCUUAUAAUGAAAUGUUAUGUUGAUGA
Molecule: messenger RNA, 1218 nt
Organism: Teleopsis dalmanni
Lineage: Eukaryota; Metazoa; Arthropoda; Insecta; Diptera; Diopsidae
Exons: 2
Coding region: 72-968 (298 amino acids)
Source: RefSeq, a predicted model, not a curated record